Messenger RNA from Acipenser ruthenus (sterlet), 3593 nucleotides. RefSeq names its product protein kinase C delta type. Lineage: Eukaryota; Metazoa; Chordata; Actinopteri; Acipenseriformes; Acipenseridae. The record is from RefSeq and is a predicted model, not a curated record. Gene Ontology annotation, molecular function: ATP binding; diacylglycerol-dependent serine/threonine kinase activity. The transcript has 19 exons. The coding region runs from base 198 to 2270 and encodes 690 amino acids. Gene Ontology annotation, biological process: intracellular signal transduction; peptidyl-serine phosphorylation.
AGUUCAUUAACAGAACAAGUCGCUAUUCCGGCUGCACGUCACGUCUGUCGAGAGAGAGAGAGAGAGAGAGAAACAGAGACACUCCCUCCUUCUGUCUCUCGCUACUUCCUUAAACUGCUUCAGAAAACAGAACCAGAUCAAAUACAAACUACGACUGCUUCUGCACAGAUUGGGAAGUGCUGCUGUUCCAGUAAAGGAUGGCUCCCUUCCUCCGCAUCUCCUUCAAUAACUUCGACCUGGGCCCCCUGCCCCAGCUCACAGACCCCCCCUUCUGUGCUAUCAAGAUGAAGGAGUCCCUCAGCACAGAGCGGGGGAAGACCCUGGUGCAGCGCAAGCCCACCAUGUACCCUGCCUGGCAGUCCUGCUUCGACGCCCACGUCUACGAGGGCCGUGUGAUCCAGAUCGUGCUGAUGAAGUCCGCGGAGGAGCCCAUCUCCGAGGGCACCGUCGGGGUCUCUGUGCUGGCCGAGCGCUGCAAGAAGGCCAAUGGAAAGGCGGAGUUCUGGCUUGACCUCCAGCCAUCAGGCAAGGUGAUGAUGGCAGUCCAGUUUUUUCUUGAAGAAGGUACAGAUUGCAAGCAGGACGUCAAGGACGAGGACGGCGCGGUCACCAUCAACCGGAGACGCGGUGCCAUCAAGCAGGCCAAGAUCCACUACAUCAAGAACCACGAGUUCAGCGCCACCUUCUUCAGACAGCCCACCUUCUGCUCCGUCUGCAGGGAGUUCGUCUGGGGACUCAAUAAACAGGGAUAUAAGUGCAGACAAUGCAAUGCUGCAAUUCACAAGAAAUGCAUCGAGAAGAUCAUCGGACGCUGCACCGGCACUGCAGCCAACAGCAGAGACACUAUGUUCCAGAAAGAGCGCUUCAACAUCGACAUGCCGCACAGGUUCAAGGCACACAACUACAUCAGCCCCACUUUCUGUGAUCACUGCGGCAGCCUGCUCUGGGGGCUGGUAAAGCAAGGGAUAAAAUGCGAAGAUUGUGCCAUGAACGUGCACCACAAGUGCCAGACCAAAGUGGCCAAUCUGUGUGGAAUCAACCAGAAAAUGUUGGCAGAAGCUCUGUCUCAAGUCAGCCAGAAACAUAUCGUUAUCGGGAAAUCUACCAGGAAAUCGGAUCCCAAUCUAGCGGAUCCUUCGGGGAUGGCCAUUUAUCAAGACUUCCUCAAGGGCAACUCCAUCCCCGACGCCAACGCAGAUGGAUCCCAGUAUGACAAGCUGUGGGAGGGGACCUCUCCCAGGACUCCAGCCACAAUCUCGUCCAGCCUGCGCAAGCUCAACAUAGACAAGUUUGUGAUGCACAAGGUGCUCGGCAAAGGCAGCUUCGGAAAGGUGCUGCUGGCGGAGCUCAAGGGACGGGGCGAGUUCUUCGCUAUCAAAGCCCUUAAGAAGGAUGUGGUGCUGCUGGACGACGAUGUGGAGUGCACCAUGGUGGAGAAGAGGGUCCUCGCACUGGCAUGGGAUAACCCCUUCCUCACACACCUCUAUUCUACCUUCCAGACCAGGGAGCACCUCUUCUUUGUGAUGGAGUAUUUGAAUGGAGGAGACCUGAUGUUCCACAUACAGGAGAAAGGACGCUUCGACCUCUACAGAGCCACGUUUUAUGGAGCUGAAAUAGUUUGCGGGUUGCAGUUUUUGCAUGCCAAAGGAAUUAUCUACAGGGAUCUGAAGCUGGACAACGUGAUGCUGGAUAAAGACGGACAUGUCAAAAUCGCAGACUUUGGGAUGUGCAAGGAGAAUGUGUUCAGAGAGAACAUGGCGAGCACGUUCUGUGGGACUCCCGAUUACAUUGCACCCGAGAUCCUGCUGGGACAGAAGUACUCGUUCUCUGUGGACUGGUGGUCGUUCGGCGUGCUGCUGUACGAGAUGCUGAUUGGCCAGUCUCCCUUCCAUGGGGAUGAUGAGGACGAGCUGUUUGAGUCGAUCCGCAUAGACACUCCUCACUACCCCCGUUGGAUCACGAAGGAGACCAAGGACAUCCUGGAGAAGCUGUUCGAGAGGGAACCAACGAAGAGGCUUGGCAUUGUAGGAAACAUCAAACUACACCCCUUCUUUAAAACCAUCAACUGGACUGCCCUGGAGAAGAGAGAGGUGGAGCCCCCAUUCAAGCCCAAAGUGAAAUCGCCCAGCGACUGCAGUAACUUCGACAAGGAGUUCCUGAGCGAGAAGCCCAGGCUGUCCCACACCGAUAAGAACCUCAUCGACUCCAUGGACCAGACAGCCUUCAGCGGCUUCUCCUUCAUCAACCCCAAGAUGGAGAAGCUCUUGUAGAAGUGAAGCCGGACACCGUCGCUCCUGGGGUUCAACACUACCCCUUCGGUUAUUGACAACUUAUUAGGCCUUGAUCGAUUAUCUGACCCAAAAGCGAUUGGUACGAUCUGUGAUUGAUCGUGUUUCCGAUUGGGACCUGAAGAUAAAACGGACCAGCGCCGCUGCUACCGAGAAGUUCUGUCCCUCUCUCUUCCUGUAGAAAACCAGACACUCCAUUAAAAAAAGCCUGGGAGGUGCGAGUGCUAACCGGGCCUUAUUUCAGUGCAGCCCCCCCCCCCCUUCUGCUGUAAGGGAAAAGAGAGGUACGGUUUUAUUUGAAAAAGUUAACAAGUGAAAAGAAGAUCUUCAGGAUUGAUCGUGAUCAUCUGUAGCCCAUAUAUUGAUAACCGAAAAUGUUUUUAUCCUCCAACCCUGACUGUACCUGGGUUCCAACGUCCGUCAAAUGCAAGACGGGUAGAUGGAGCGAUAGAUAGAUAGGUAUGUAGAUAGAUAGAUAGAUGACAGAUAGAUAGAUAGAUAGAUAGAUAGAUAGAUAGAUAGAUAGAUAGAUAGAUAGAUAGAUAGAUAGAUAGGUAGGCAGGUAGUGGGAUUGAUAAGAUACAAACAGAGAUGGGGCAUGUCCAGUGUUAUAUAACAAAGUGAGUGGGAUGUGGGGAGGACAAUCUGCUGUAAACCUGCUAUAGAUAUUAUAGAGAUAGAGAUGAUAUAUAGAGAUAGGUAUAAUAAUCUAACAAGAAUAAUGUACUGUAUUGUGAUAGUAAUUUACCCAAAUCGACCCUCACUCUCACACGGUGACGAGAGCACAACAUGAUUGUUACUAGAUAGUAUUUUCUGCAUGCGACGGGUUGCCAGGGUAAUGUUCUUGUGUGUAUGUAGUCUGUCGGUGAGGAUUAUUAUUUUAUUAUUUUCUCUGGGGUGUGCGGUGAUUCCCAGCUCCAGACCUGUCUUUGUUACAGCCAGCACUUGUAUUUAUUUGAAUCCUGCGCUGCAUUCCUCUGCACAAACAUUGCUCUGUGUGCGUGUUUUAAAGAACGAGACGGCCCCUCCGACGCUGCGCACACACAGGACGGUGGCAGGCUGGCUCCAGGCGGGGGCAGGGUUAUUUGAAUUGCAGUACAAACCUGGGCUGCUGGUGGGAGCCCCUGUUCUGUUGUAUCAGAUGAUUGGGAAUGCGUGUGAUGUUACGUGAAUGUAGUUCUCAUACGAGAAGAGAAAUAGUAAGAUGCUGUACAUAUUCUAUUGCUCUAGCAGACAUGUUAUUAUUGGUGUGUUACAGAAAUGCUUUUUUUUUUAAAAAUCUCUAAUAAAGUUAAACAUCACAGA